Messenger RNA from Monoraphidium neglectum, 657 nucleotides. RefSeq lists its product as hypothetical. Bases 1 to 657 code for a protein of 218 amino acids. The transcript has 6 exons. The record is from RefSeq and is a predicted model, not a curated record. NCBI's taxonomy places the organism in Eukaryota, Viridiplantae, Chlorophyta, Chlorophyceae, Sphaeropleales, Selenastraceae.
AUGACCCCCGCCACCCCCUCCCACGCGACCGCCCCUCGCCCCGACAAGCACUCCGCGCCGCGGCGCGCGGCGGGGCGGCUGCUGUCUGCGGCAGUGAAACCUGACUGGGUGGUGCCGCUGGCCGCCCAGAUCGGGACGAGCAGCUUCUUCGUGCCGCUGGGCGUUGUGGGGCAGACGCUGGUCCCGUCGUUCGUGAGAGACCUUGACGCCACGCUUCCGAUGGCCCUGUGGAACCUGCAGGACUUCCGGGGAGGGACGUACUCAGUGGUGGACGGCGGGGGCGCGGACACCAACGGCAUCACGCCGCUGCUGCGGCGGCGCACGCGUGCCAUCAUUGCCUGCGUCGCCAACGCCCACCCGAUCGGGCCCGGCUCGGACGCCCAAACCUUUGCCGCCCGCCAAUACGAUGUGUUCCCUGUAGGCGGCUACCCGCGGCUGUACGCCGCGGCCGCCGCCGCCGCCGCGUCGGGCGGCCCCGCGCUGCACCUGGACUGGUACACAACGCUGCCCAACGCAUACCACGCCGUCGCCGGCGGAUGGAACGUCACUGUCCUGUGGAUCUUCAACUCGCGCGCCGCGCAGUGGGAGGCGGCCCUGCCGCCCGGCGUCGCCGCCAGGCUGGCGCAGGUGUCCGCUGGCAACGGGACCUCCCGUUGA